Molecule: messenger RNA, 1038 nt
Organism: Nestor notabilis (Kea)
Lineage: Eukaryota; Metazoa; Chordata; Aves; Psittaciformes; Psittacidae
Product: paired box protein Pax-2-A-like
Exons: 9
Coding region: 1-1038 (345 amino acids)
Biological process (GO): regulation of transcription by RNA polymerase II; anatomical structure development
Molecular function (GO): DNA-binding transcription factor activity, RNA polymerase II-specific; RNA polymerase II cis-regulatory region sequence-specific DNA binding
Source: RefSeq, a predicted model, not a curated record
AUGGUAACUCAUGAAUUUCAGGAAUGGAUGUAUAAUUCACAGUAUGAUACUAGGAUCAUCAGAACCAAAGUUCAGCAACCUUUUCACCCAACACCAGAUGGAAGCGGGACAGGUGUGACUGCACCAGGACAUACUAUUGUGCCCAGCACAGCAUCCCCUCCCGUCUCCAGUGCCUCCAAUGAUCCAGUGGGCUCUUACUCCAUUAACGGGAUCCUGGGGAUUCCUCGGUCGAAUGGCGAGAAGAGGAAACGUGAUGAAGAUGUAUCCGAGGGCUCAGUUCCCAAUGGAGAUUCCCAGAGCAGCGUGGACAGUUUGCGGAAGCACCUUCGAGGCGACACUUUCACCCAGCAGCAGCUGGAAGCUUUAGAUCGAGUUUUUGAGCGUCCUUCUUACCCUGACGUCUUUCAAACAUCAGAACACAUCAAAUCUGAGCAGGGUAAUGAGUACUCCCUCCCAGCUCUGACCCCUGGUCUCGAUGAAGUCAAAUCAAGUCUAUCCACCUCUGCUAACCCAGACCUGGGGACAAAUGUGUCAGGACCCCAGACGUACCCUGUGGUGACCGAAAACCUCUCCUCUCCCCUCAGUAUAAAGCAAGAGCCUCAUGGAGCCUCUCUCACCCCUUUCACCCCCACCACGCCGGUCGGCUCUGGGCAGGCUGAUCUUCAGCCCUUCCACAUGGCCCUUUCAGACGAUGCGUCCACGCCUUGCUACAGUGCCUUCCUUCAUCAUGGUGCCCACUUUGGGCAGUCCAGCAGCCAGCCUCUGAUAGCAGGUCGUGAUAUGGCAAGCACCACCUUACCUGGCUACCCACCCCAUGUUCCUCCAACUGGACAAGGCAGCUACCCAACCUCAACUCUUGCAGGAAUGGUUCCUGGGAGCGAGUUCUCAGGCAACCCCUACAGCCACCCUCAGUACACAACCUACAACGAGGCUUGGCGGUUCAGAAACCCUGCAUUACUAAGUUCCCCUUAUUAUUAUAGUGCCACAUCCCGGGGCUCCGCACCUCCCACUGCUGCCGCUGCCUAUGACCGCCACUAG